AUGGACCCUGAGAGGCGUGCAAAUCGCGGACCGCUCGGUUGUGGGGGUGAUCCGGCCACCUGCCAAAAAGACGAGACGCGGCCUUGGCAGAGCCCGCUGGCUUGGCGUGCGGCAGCAGAAAGUGAUGAAUGA
Colletotrichum orchidophilum is the source of this 132-nucleotide messenger RNA. RefSeq lists its product as uncharacterized. The transcript has a single exon. The record is from RefSeq and is a predicted model, not a curated record. Bases 1 to 132 code for a protein of 43 amino acids. NCBI's taxonomy places the organism in Eukaryota, Fungi, Ascomycota, Sordariomycetes, Glomerellales, Glomerellaceae.